Molecule: messenger RNA, 2860 nt
Organism: Podospora pseudocomata
Lineage: Eukaryota; Fungi; Ascomycota; Sordariomycetes; Sordariales; Podosporaceae
Exons: 2
Coding region: 313-2349 (678 amino acids)
Source: RefSeq, a predicted model, not a curated record
GAAGCAGGUGGGCCAUUGACGGGUUCUUUGAUAGGGGGUUUAGCUGGGGGACUUCCGCCUUGCAAACCAUCUGUAGAUGCUGUCCGUGAUGACGGUGCGUCGUUGUCCAUGGUGCUGUUGGGCUAUGGGGGGAAAGAAAUUGUCUGAGGAUUCGAUGGAUGGGUGCGUGUCGAUGCCUUUUUAGGUUCCGCAGAGCUGUCCCAGCAACCUCGUCGCGGCCCUAACGUCCAAAGCUCGCACAAAGCCCCUGCAUGUUGUUAUUUCAUCUCGAAUCGAAUUGUGUACCACCUUCUUUGGACUUGAAACGGUGAAAUGGUUGUGCUGUUGGUUCGGGUUGGCGCUUUCAUGUCAGCGGUUCCAAAGCCUUGUGAUGACGGGAAGCUCAUUGGCCGGCGGGCACCAGACACUCGGGCUCUUAAAUCCCAUGCCUUCCCCAAUUUCUCUGGUCUCUGUUUCCACCAUGACAACAUGGCAACUUCUCCAUCUGUUACGAUGACCACCACCGCCACCACAGUCCUUCACCAGAUCACCGCUUCACCGCCUCAACCAGGACCAACCGUCAUCCCGGACACGUCGCUCGUGUUGAAUCUAGGCAACCUGCUGGCCAGCGUUGAAGAUUUUGACGAGGCUCUCCGCCAGCGUCCCAGAACCAGCUGUUGGCAAGAUGCCGUAGAUGCCAUUGAGAAAGCCAAGAAUGCGGACAAGGAAAAGGCGAGCAACUCCCGCGUUCGAGGCUACCUGAGAAAGUCCAAGGUCGAGAUCAGUAUGCUCGAGUCGCUCACCGGCGUAAUUCCGGACCAGAAUGGUUUGAGCAUCCUUCGCUGCGGUCUGGCAACCAUCUUCAGCAUGGCGACGGUGCGUCUGCAGCUCCAAGAGACCAUUCUCGACGCGUUGGAGGAUAUUCCCGACACUUUUGCCCAAGCCCUCAACGCAUUGAGUUGUUUUCCGGAUGCCCCAGACGUCCUGCUCGCUGUGAGGGAGCUGUACUGCAUCCUGCUUUUCCAGGUCGAUACGCUCAUACGUGUCUUACUCCGCAGCCAUCCCCAGAAAAAUAGGAUGAAGUCUCUCUGGAGUCAGCUUCCAGCAAAGGAGACCGAGGUCGUCCACCUCGCUCUGCAGGAGGUGGCACGAGCCGCUGCGCGUGUAUCACAAUGCUCGCAGGCAGCGCUGGAGCGAACUGUGGCCAACAUCGACCGCAAAAUGGACCAUUUUGGGGACACUAUCAUGUCGGCCAUAGGUCAAGUCCGCAUACAAGAGCGGGAUAUACAACCAGACCUCGAGAGCGUCGUACGAACCGCCAUCCAGGAUACCCUCGAUAAAUGGAGGCCUUCACUUUCGGAGAGCCAACCUCCUGUACUCUACAUUCUCGAGGCAUCUCCACAGACUCCAUCGGCUUCUUUCCCUUGGCACCAUAGCUCAAUAAGCCCUAUGUCGAUAUCUCCGGGGCCUAUAUUGUCGUCAUACUCUGCCCCACAAAAGCCGGUGCCGUUGCCAACAUCACCGUCACCCUCGCCCACAGCGUCACCGAACAGGGCACUGCCAUCAAUGUUUCCAUUAACCCCAACUAAGACAGUACCACCAGCAAGUUCCAGCGAUCUACUGCUAGCCAGGUUCGGGGUGUCAGAUGGCCUAUCAGAGGAUGUGCUUGACGACGUCACCCAGCAAAGCAGCCGGCUUCGACCUGACGCCAUCAGCCGUGGCAUGUAUCUCCUGUCUACCGAUCGCUUUCUCAGAUGGAUUCAAGCACCGCGUUGGUUCUCGGACAUGAUUCUUGUCGAUGGACACUGCACUGAUGCCGUAGUCGACAAAGUCUCACCCAUGACGACUGUUUGUGCUCACGUUGUCACGGCGCUACGUGAGAACCCAUCGGCUAUCGUUCUGUAUCACUUUUGCGGCCAAAAUACCUCCUUCCUAGACCCUUUACGCGGAACUUUUGGCUUAGUCCGGAACCUGGUUCGUCAAUUGUGUCAGCACGCAUUACAUCUAAACCUCAACGGCCACAUGGCCGACACGAUAGAUGAGUAUAAUCUCCCAGCGCUUUGCGAUCUCUUUAGCGAAGUCAUAAAGCAGCUUGAUCCGUCUCAACCAGUCUUCUGCAUCGUUGACGGAGUCUCAGAGUUGGAGACAGUGCUGGAUGGUUGGUGGGAUGAUGUUUGUGACUUUAUAGAGUGUCUGUUGGAGCAUGUCAACACCGCCCCCGAACAUCGAAAGGGUCCGGCGCUGAGAGUAAUGCUUACCUCCAUGGAAAGAGCUACACGGUUGGCAGAUGACGGAGUGGUGCCCAAAGAUCGGACGGUAUCCCUUAUCGCGAGGCGGAGUGACUACGCAGGUUUUGUCACAGAUUUGUGAGUCCGAUCCAAGCCAGAAUGUUCAGGGUUAUCUCCUAAUCGUACGUCUCCUCAGACUUUUGUGAGAUAUAAUCAGUAUUUCCAACGUACCUACCUAAUCUUUGUGGUCGAAGUUCGUGCUGAACGUCGAAAAAACCUGGAACCAUCGAUGAAUUUACGCCAGUUUGAUCAAAGACAUUUCGCCUUUGCCAUAGAGCAUCGCCAUCAACAUGUUACUCUGUCGAUAUCUGUUCGGUUCUGAGUUUGUCCUCCUCGUGGUAGAACAUGGCAGAUACGAGUCGUGGUAUCAUGAGCCAACGAACAGGAUCGUGAGAGCUUCGGGGAGUUUUGAUACAUCCUCGCUGAGGCUAUAUAAUGAGUAUAUCUACUUUCACAUUUCAUCUCAGCUCAGAUGGAACAUCUCGACAACGUUCACCGUUCAGGUUUCACGACCAUGAACAGUUGCCUGGGCUUUGAAUGCAAUGGCGCGGUAUCAGUGGAGCACUUCAUGUACGGAUUUAAAAGGGCGAUGA